AUGAAAGCGCACGGCGUCAACAAGCUAUACUUUGCGCUCGACCCCGAGUAUGUGCCGCACAUCUCGCCGUCCGACAUCGCGCCGCAGGAUGUGCUGCAUCUCUUCCCAGACGGCCUCUUGCGGUCGGAGUGCGCGUGGCUCCUUUGCGUUUUGGGGAAGCUGGGACUUCGCUUGGAGCUGGUAAACAAGGCCAUCGCUGCCUACUCCCACUUCCCGCCCGACGUGCGCGUUCCUGCGAUUCGCAAGAACAUCCUCGAGUGCAAUGUCGGCGGCACUCCGAAGUCGGAGAGCGUCCUCCGCAUGAGCGGCGGCGCGAUCCUCAACCCGCUGCUCGACGAGACGAUGCGAUCGCACCCAGCUUGGCGGAGCUGGCUAUGUCUCGUUGAGCUCUUCGCGAUCGUGGUCCAGUUUUCUCUGACGUUGAGCGACAUCGAGCGUAUCGAUGACCUCGUCCUCGAGCACUCUGCCCUUUUCGACGCCGUGCCCGAGUACAAUGGAUUGAAGCGGCCGAAGCACCACUUCCUGUCCCACCUCGCGACUGACAUAUGGCGCUAUGGACCGCCCCGCGGCUACUGGUGCUUUGGCUUCGAGGGCUUCAACAAGGUGAUCAAACUGGGAGCGGAGCGGUCGAACUUUAAGAACGAGACGGUUGGCGGACAGAACACGAUGAUCCUCAACCUCACUCCUGGUACGCAGUCGUCUGGGUUCGCUGCCGAGAAAGCGGACCUCGGCGCACCCGCAGCCUCCGAGGCGGCCGCCCUCGAGCGGGACCGCCUCGAGCGCCGCCUCCGUGCGGCAGGUACUCAGCGCGAGCACUUUGACUCGUCGCUCCGGCAGCGAGUGGAGGCGGCCGCGACACCGCCGCCCUCCGCCGGAGGCGCUCGUCCCUUCUACUCGCGCGCGCACGACACGCGGACCGGCGUCGCCGCCGGCGCUGCGGCGCGGGCUGCGGCGCUCUCCCUUAGAUGCGCCCAAACCCUCGCCGUCCGCUGUCCGCAAACCGUGCACACGCCCUGCAGCUACACUGUACUGCAGUCGGCGCACAAGGCGGCGCUCGACGACCACGUCAACAAGUGCGCCGUCAACUGCAUCUUUUACCAGAACCCGGCCGCGUACAACCGCGCCGUCUCCGGCCUCUUUGUGCGCGCCAUCAACCUCUCGUAA
Messenger RNA from Emiliania huxleyi CCMP1516, 1164 nucleotides. RefSeq lists its product as hypothetical. Lineage: Eukaryota; Haptophyta; Isochrysidales; Noelaerhabdaceae. The record is from RefSeq and is a predicted model, not a curated record. The coding region runs from base 1 to 1164 and encodes 387 amino acids. The transcript has 6 exons.